This is a messenger RNA of Orbicella faveolata, 1958 nucleotides long. RefSeq lists its product as uncharacterized. Lineage: Eukaryota; Metazoa; Cnidaria; Anthozoa; Scleractinia; Merulinidae. The record is from RefSeq and is a predicted model, not a curated record.
CCUACAAUAAAAACGGUCAAACUCUUUGUUUUUUAGAUACGGAAACGAGAAAAAGGGCUCAGAAUUUCGUUAGUAAGACACUCACGUCUCAAAAAGGGAGGAGUAGUAAAAUAACGUGCUGUAAAUGGUCAAUCAAAUAAUUUUGCAUUUAGUUGAAUUUAGGUGGACUUAAAAUUAGAUAUUUAGAUUCCACUUUGAAGAAUGUUCAAUCCUGCAAGCCCAGCCGGCUGGCUUGCUUGUAAUGCACACAGGAAGAAGAGAUACACCAACAAUGCUAGGGCAAACCAAAUAUGUCGUGCGUGUGGGGAAGUCGCCGCAUCAACAACUAGGAUUGAAGAUAAAGAUAACGAAAACAAACUAUUGUUUUCAAGGUGCAUUUACCAGAAACGCAAUCAGAAUGGGAAAAUUUGGCUUCAAUAAAAGAGCCCUGCACACACAGCUGGAUCUCAGCGACGCCCACAGUGCUGUCGUAGUGCCUGUGCGAUUGUCAAGUUAAAAACAAAUGGCAUCUAUAGCGUCAGUGAGGCUUUGUUUAAGGCGCCUUUAGAUUUGACCUCAUUACCUUGGUAUUUUAAAAGAAGGGGAGACGAAUAUAAUAGGAUUGAAAACUCAAAGGAAAUACAGGUAUAAAAAGGCGCAUGAACAUCGAAAAUUCACUUCACUUUGAAAGGUUACAUAACAAGAGUCCAAGUCUCAGAACUCAAAUGAUGAAGAUGUUUGCUGGUCUUCUACUUUGCAUUCUUUAUGUUCCAUAUGUCUCCAUGGAGAUGUUGACAGCUGAUUUAAGUGCGCCGUCUUCAGAAUUUGUAGAAACGUUCGAGAAGCGAUGUCCACCUGGACUAUGGUGUGGGAAGAAACGUGGAAUUCCCGAGGAACAGGCGAUGGUAUCCGACGAUGAAGACCAACAUGCCGAAGUAGAUGCUUUCGAGAAACGUUGCCCUCCAGGUUUGUGGUGUGGUAAGAAGCGAAGCUUUUCUGGAAGUAAAUCAGCAGCAAAACCUAACACCCCGAUCGAGGAGGACAAGGAAAAUUUGGCUAGUACAUUUGAAAAACGUUGCCCCCCUGGUCUCUGGUGUGGAAAGAAACGAAACGUACCCGAAGAAAUAUCAAUCGCAGCGGACCAGAACAGCGAAACGGUAUUGGAUACAUUUGAGAAGCGUUGCCCUCCAGGUCUGUGGUGUGGGAAAAAACGUGGCUUAUCAGAGGAAAACAUGAUGAAAACGUUUGAAAAGCGAUGCCCUCCUGGUCUAUGGUGUGGAAAGAAAAGACAAGUAAGCGAAAACAAAGCGACUGAAGCAGCUGAAGCAAACAAAGUGGCCGACCAGUUCGAGAAGCGAUGUCCACCUGGACUGUGGUGUGGAAAGCGAGAGUUGUCCAAUCAAAAAUCUAUCAAUGCUGCACAAACCGAAGAGGAUCCCGACCAUUCAUUGAUGAAGGCGUUUGAGAAGCGCUGUCCUCCUGGAUUAUGGUGUGGAAAGAAACGAGAAGCUCCAGAGGCUAAAGAGAAAAGCGAUGAUUCCACAAUGAAAGACGACCCCGAAGAAUCCUCAAGUAUGAAGUCUGAGGCUAAAGGACCCAAAAAGCAAGGCCCGCUAAUGGAUGUCUUUGAAAAACGUUGCCCACCUGGCCUGUGGUGCGGUAAAAAGAGAGCCAUUACUGAGGAAAUCGCGGCUGAAGACGAAGAAAAAGCCGAGAGUUCGCCAUUAGAAGCUUUUGAAAAGCGAUGCCCGCCUGGCUUGUGGUGUGGAAAGAAGCGAACAAUCUCCAAAAUGAUAAAAGCACUGAAAAAUUGACGAGCCAGAAAAAAAAAUAAUCUAGCUUGAACGACGCUUUCCGAGGAAUUGCAUUCAACGCUAGUUAGGAUAAACUCGAAAUAAAAUUAUGCUGACAUAUUUGGACACGAUCCAACUAAUUGAAAAUGGAUAUUUAAAAUAAUGGAAUAAAGUAAUUUUAAUGAG